GAUAGUUUUUGGUUGUUUUGUUAAUUUAUUAGGGAUAUUUUAAAAGUCUUCCAGCAGUCCAGUUACAGUGUUCUUUAAAAAUAAAGGUUUAUUGAUCUUCGAAAGGGUGUACUUUAUCAUUAUAUUAGUUGAAAAACGGCAAUAUUAUCGCUUAUCGCAAUAAUUCCUGGGGCAAUUAAUCGCCCAGAAAAAUUUGUUAUCGUGACAGGCCUUACGCUGGUAAGAGGCCACAAGGUCCUACAUCGUGACUGUCUGGCACCCUUCCAACCAGUACCAAAGAGAGCUCGGCUUGUGCUGAGCCAACACCUGGAUCGGACACAUCCCCUGUUGUGGUACCUGAGCACACAGGGCUACCGAGGCGCCAACGACGCCCUCCUCUGUACCUCCAGGCCUUUUGUGCUGGUUGCACGGGUUGCUGGGGUCAACUGCAUUCUACUAAAGUUUAAUCAAAGUCUUGGAUAUUGCCCGCCCCGCAGUCAUCCUGGGUCUACAGAGCCAGUCUCUUCUCUCGCUGUGUCCAAUGACUUCCCAUCCUCUCACACACAGGAGACAGAUGAAAAGGGCUCCCUGGAAUAACUCGAGCAGUCUUCAAUCCUUCUUCGAGGCAGACCGACACCAGCGGAGAUGAGAGUGUAGGAGGUGGUGGUUAGAGGACGUGAUGAGACGUUGCACCUCUUCUGUCAGAGAAACACGUUCCCUGCCCAUCAAAGAGUUGUGUGACAGCCCACUGGUGUCCAACCUUGCGCCGGCGUCCUUCAGAAGCUCCUCCCACUUGUCCAACAGCCACAGUGCAGGCUUUGCGAAGCUCAACAGGAGGGAAGGUGCUGGAGGCUGGUCCCCUCUGAACUCUGACCGGUAUCAGUGGUUGGAGGUUGACCUCGGUGGGCGAACCCGCAUCACAGCGGUGGCCACACAGGGCCGCUACGGCAGCUCUGAUUGGCUGACAUCCUACCUGCUGAUGUUCAGUGACACCGGGAACAACUGGAAGCAGUACAGACAGGAAGACAGUAUUGGGUCGUUCCCAGGUAACACCAACGCUGACAGCGUGGUGCAGCACGCUCUGCAGCAGCCCGUCCUGGCUCGCUACCUGCGCCUGGUCCCGCUGGAGUGGAACCCCAGCGGGCGCAUCGGGCUCCGGCUGGAGACGUACGGAUGUCCAUACGGGUCCGACGUGGUGGGCUUCGACGGCGCCAGCGGCCUCUCGUACCGCCCGGCCCCCGGGCUGACGCCGAGGGCCCAGGACUGCGUCUCCCUGAAGUUCAAGACCCUGCGGAGCUCCGGGACGCUGCUGCAGGCCCUUGGCGCCGACCACAGCCUGACGCUGGAGCUGCAGCGGGGCCAGCUGCGGCUGCUGCUCCGCCGAGGCAGGAGGGGGUCCCUGCCGUCCUCUGAGGCCCAGCGGCAGGCGUCCCUGGGAAGCCUCCUGGACGACCAGCACUGGCACCAUGUCACGCUGGAGCGGCGCCACGGCCACAUCAACCUCACGGUGGACAAGAGCGCGCUGCAGCUCCACGACCCCGCGCCGCUCAGCCGCUGGGAGUUUGAGCAGCUGAGUGUAGGAACGGCCCCGGAGAGGAGCGUCCACAAAGGGCUGUCCGACGGACACUUCCUGGGCUGCCUGGAGAACCUGCUCUACAACGACCUCAACCUGGUGGAGCUGCUCAAACACAACAGCCCCCAAGUCACUGUCCUGGGGAACGUGACGUUCUCCUGCCCGGAUCCAGCCGUGGUCGCCGUGACGUUCUCCAGCCCCCAGAGUUUCCUCCAGUUGCCGGGGGCGACGGCCUCGUGGCCCGGGGCCCUGUCGGCGGGGCUCCAGUUCAGGACGUGGAACCGGGCGGGGCUCCUGCUGACCUUCGAGAUCCCUCAGAGAGGGGGCGUGGUCUGGCUGUACCUGAGCGAGGCCAGGCUCCACCUCCAGGUCCACAAGGCCGGCAGGACUCUGGUGGAACUGAGCACAGGCUCCGGUCUGAACGACGGGCAGUGGCAUUCUGUGCAGCUGGGUUCUGCACAGGGGCGUUUGACCAUCGCAGUGGACCAGGAGGAAGGAGAAACUGCCCAGGCUAGGCUCGCAUUUCCUGUCACUACAGGAAGUCACCUCUUCUUUGGCGGGUGUCCUGCCGAGGAGACCAAUCAGGAAUGCAGAAACCCCUUCAACGUAUUUCAGGGAUGCAUGCGGCUCCUGACUUUGGAAAAUCAGCUCAUCGACCUUAUUGUGGUGCAGCAAAGGCUCCUGGGAAACUACAGCCACCUAUAUAUUGACAUGUGUGGCAUCAUUGACAGGUGCUCUCCCAGUCACUGCGAGCACGGUGGCAGGUGCAGUCAAUCCUGGAGAAGCUUCCACUGUAACUGUUCCAAUACCGGCUACCGCGGCGCCACCUGCCACAGCCCCGUGUUCGAGGCGUCCUGCGAGGCCUACAAGCACAGAGGGAACUCCUCAGGCCUGUACCACGUCGACCUGGACGGCAGUGGACCAAUCAGAGCCCAGCUCGUCUACUGCAACAUGACAGAGGAGCAGACCUGGCUGGUGAUCCAGCACAACAACACAGAGAGGACCAGGGUUGCCGGCUCCUCCGGGAGGAGCCACCACUCCGCUUACUUCGACUACUCUGCCGAAGAGAAGCAGCUCAUGGCCAUCAUCAACCAAUCAGAACACUGCGAGCAGGAGCUGUCCUAUCACUGCAGGAAGUCCCGCCUCCUCAACACACCAGUGGGCUCUCCGUUCAGCUGGUGGGUGGGGGGGCCCGGUGCUGGCGGGGUCCAGUCCUACUGGGGCGGGGCUGUCCCGGGCAGCCGGCAGUGUUCCUGCGGGCUGGAGGAGAGCUGCGUGGACCCCAUGUACUACUGCAACUGUGACGCGGACCGCGGGGAGUGGGCUAGUGACUCCGGCCUGCUGACCCACAAGAAGAGCCUUCCGGUCCGGUCUUUGGUGCUGGGGGACCUGCACAGAGCCGGUUCGGAGGCAGCCUACCGGGUGGGCCCGCUGCGUUGUCAUGGCGACAAGAACUUCUGGAACGCUGCGUUCUUCGACAAGGAAACGUCGUACCUCCAUUUCCCGACGUUCCGGGCGGAGCUGAGUGCAGACAUCUCCUUCCUGUUUAAGACCACGGCCUCCUCGGGCGUGUUCCUGGAGAACCUGGGCAUUAAGGACUUCAUCCGCAUCGAGCUCAGCUCCUCCACUGAGGUGCUGUUCUCCUUCGACGUGGGCAACGGGCCCCUGGAGGUGCGGGUGAGGGCCCCCCGGCCGCUGGACGACGACCGGUGGCACCGCGUGCGGGCCGAGCGCAACGUGAAGGAGGCGUCGCUCAGCGUGGACGCGCUGCCCGUUGCUACGCGAGAGGCCCCCGACGAUGGGCACGUCCGCCUGCAGCUCAACAGCCUGCUCUUCAUAGGGGGCACGGCGUCCAGGCAGAAGGGCUUCCGGGGCUGCAUCCGGGCGCUGCGGCUGAACGAGGAGACCCAGGACCUGGAGGAGAGGGCCCGCAUCACCCCGGGGGUCCAGCCCGGCUGCCCCGGCCACUGCAGCAGCUACGGUUCGCUGUGCCGCAACCAGGGCCGCUGUGUGGAGAGGAGCCAGGGUUUCACCUGCGACUGCGGCCCGUCGGCCUACACCGGGGCCUUCUGUCAUCGAGAGGUGUCCGCCAUCUUCAAGUCUACGACGUCAGCCCGCUACUCCUUCAGGGAGCCGUAUGAGCAGAGCCGGAACGCCAGUGCCCUGUCCUCGUCCAUCUACAGCGAGGUCACACUGCGGGGAGAAGACAUCUCCCUGAGCUUCAGGACCAGGCAGAGCCCCGCCCUUCUUCUCUACGUCUCCUCCUACUACAAGGAGCAUCUGGCGCUGCUCAUCAACAAGCAUGAUAAGCUGGAGGUGCGGUACAAGCUGGACGGAGGCCGAGACGCCGAGGUGCUGAGGAGCAGAGUGAGGAACCUGGCCGACGGACAGCUGCACACCCUCGUCGUGCACAGACACGCGGACGCUGUGGCAGUGCAGGUUGACCAGAACCCCAGAGAAGACUUCAACCUGACAGCUGAUGGGGAAUUCAACACCAUCAAGGCUUUAGUCCUGGGCAGAGUCUCCGAGUCUGAUGAGCUGGAUCCUGAGCUGGCUCGCCUUGCCUCGCUGGGCUUCACCGGCUGUCUGUCGGUGGUUCAGUUCAACUCCAUCAGUCCGCUCAAAGCAGCUCUGCUCCACCCGGACACCAGCCCCGUGGCCAUCAGCGGCCCAUUGGUCCAGUCCCAGUGCGGCUCCUCGGCCCCGACCAAUGCCGACGCUGCAGAGAACACACACCACCUAUCAGACCAGUCCGGUUCUGUGAAUACAGGUCAACCUUUAGUCAAUUCCGUUCGGACUGACUCUGCCCUGAUUGGAGGCGUGAUCGCGGUGGUCGUCUUCCUGACGGCGUUGGGGCUGGCUGUUGUGGCCGUGUUCCUCUACAGGAGGAAGGAGACCUACGGCAACCCGGAGGUGAAGAGAACCAAAGCAGAGGACAGCCCAGAGUCCCCCUUCACCGACCAGCCCGACUCACACAACAUCCCCAGUGAAACCGCCAAGGAGUUCUUCAUCUAACUGGGAGUCCUUGAUCUCCCAGUGGUACAAAACUGUUGAGGAAUAAGACAAGGGUGCCCAGCCACGCCUUAGCUUUUUGUUGUUUUGUGGCGGUACAGAUCCAGAUGUUUAAACAAGAUGCCGUCCCUGGAGGUGAUCCCCUCUUCUUCGUUUUCAGUUGUUUACAUGUCAAAGGUGUACAUAUCGUUGCAAACUAUAGCGAAAGUGUUAGACUCAAAACAGGUGUUGAUGUUCCCGUUUCUGAAACUGUACAUAUUUAAAUUGUAAAUAUUUUAUUAAUGUCUUUAUAACAAGAUGUGUCUAAUUUCUCGCUGUUAUAAUGAAAUGUUGCAUAUGUAUAAUGGUAUUUUUAAGAAUGUGGCGUUCAAAAAAGAGGGGGUGUUGUUCUAGAGGGAGUCGGUGUUCAGAAAUGGAUUCAUACAUAAAAAUUUCCCAAAAGAAAGAAAGUCGGAGGCUGGUUUCAUUGUAAUCGAGGCUGUCCCUUCCACGAGCGGAAGCGAUCGAACGCUUCUUCACUCACCGAGUUUCCUUCUUUCAUUCUGGAACAUCUGUUGGUGAGUAAAUAUUUACCGCCAGCACUUAGGAGGAGUUUACUUCAAACGCUUUCUCUCGUGGCACUUUAUAAUACAAUUGCUUUAAAGUGUGUCUAACGCAGCUGCCAAACACCUGCGGGGAGCCCCAGUUGUCAAGCCCCCUGAAAGCGUUUGAACGGUAUUGCUUUUAACACUGAGACGCGACGGCUGGCUGCGGCUCCUUGCCCCCCUCCAGGGGUGCCGCCUCGACGUGACAUUAAAUGGCCUUUUGAAGUGUUAACAUCCAUAAUGGUUUGAUAGGCGGACCGCUUCCCGUGGAAGGCGGAUUAUGAGACGUUUUAGCCGCCGUGACUUCAAAGUGAGAAGAUAUUUCCCAAAUUUGCUGUCCUUAAAUCUCUUCAUCUGUGAACGGCGUUGCGGAGGGCCAGCAGCUGUUUAUCAAGCGGCAUACAUCACCGUAUCUCGGCUUGGAUCCAGAUGGGAAAGGAACGGAGGAAAAGUUAAUGAGGGGUAGAAGAAAAAAAAAAAAUCCGUACACCACAUAAAUCUUGUUGUUUGUUCUUGUGGCUAUUGCACGCCAUAAGUCAGCCGUUUGUUUUGUUGUUCACUUACUCGGCUGGAUUGAUUCUCCUCAACCGUGCAUGGGGAAAGAUGGAAAGGUUGCUUCCACAGCCCCAAACAUUCUUUAAAAGUCACCAGAGCUGGAGGUGUGCGAGAAGUUGUCGUCAAAAAACUCCGUCCAAACCCCCAGGUCACCAGAAACAGGAGCCACUGCUCUCCCACAACACAUGAGCUUUGAAAUGUGCUUUGAGGCAAAGUUGGCAGUUCACUGGAACAUUACAGUAGUUGCAGUGCAUUUUAUGGCAGCUCUCGCAUACAUGGCAGGGGUAAUUCUAAUCCUAUUUUAGGUAGGGGAGAAAGACAAUCCGAUAUUAUCACUUGAUAAUGUGCAACGCUUCGGGCUAUGGCUGCUGUUGGUAAAGGCUUUUCUAUAAAAAAAGAAAGUGCAGCAGUAUCAUCUUAUGUGUUUUAACUGGGAUGUAGAUCGGUGUUACGUUUCUGUCAACGCUACAUUUUGAAUUCAACACUCAAAAGAUAAUGUGUUGGCACUAACGAUGCUGGUGUGUUAAGUGUUGUAGAAUGACAUGCCAGAGGAAAAGAUAGGCUAGAACUGGUCUGGAUUCUAGCAUGUUUGGGUUAAUUGAGUUGUUUGGGUUACCUUUUAUUUUUGUUCAAAAUUAAAAUUGUAAAAAUGCAAA
Molecule: messenger RNA, 6359 nt
Organism: Gadus morhua (Atlantic cod)
Lineage: Eukaryota; Metazoa; Chordata; Actinopteri; Gadiformes; Gadidae
Product: contactin-associated protein-like 4
Exons: 26
Coding region: 659-4567 (1302 amino acids)
Source: RefSeq, a predicted model, not a curated record